This is a messenger RNA of Cladophialophora psammophila CBS 110553, 1080 nucleotides long. RefSeq names its product serine/threonine protein kinase. The transcript is spliced from 3 exons. The coding region runs from base 1 to 1080 and encodes 359 amino acids. Gene Ontology annotation, cellular component: cytoplasm. The record is from RefSeq and is a predicted model, not a curated record. Gene Ontology annotation, molecular function: ATP binding; protein serine/threonine kinase activity. Lineage: Eukaryota; Fungi; Ascomycota; Eurotiomycetes; Chaetothyriales; Herpotrichiellaceae. Gene Ontology annotation, biological process: protein phosphorylation.
AUGCUCAGUCACUUUGCGUCACAUCCUCCGGGACUCGCCUUCGAGACCUUCCAUUCUCGAGUAGAGACGUCAACCGAGCUUUUUGAAACAUCAUUGGAGGACUGGAAAGAGAUAGUGAAACGGGUUUCAGAGGAAGAGACUAGGUCUCUGCCUCCGUUGCCAUACCCGGUGGACCAACCGACUCCUGGUUUGGAUACAAGUGCGCGAUUUCAAUGGCUUGAACCACUGGGCACCGGCACUUACGGCCAAGUCUCCAAGGUCCGCGAGGUAUCCACAAACAGCAUCUAUGCUCAGAAAACCAUCAGGGUCCAGAACAGCAAUCGCGCAAAGAACAUUAUUGAACAACAAGUCAAGAAUGAGGUGACCAUCAUGCACAAGUUGCGUCACCAUCACAUCGCCUCUGUGCUUUUCUAUGUCAAGGACGAAACUACCUUCUACAUCAUCAUGCUCCCGGUAGGCGACUAUGACCUGCGACAUUUUUUGGAGGUGAAUUGUGCUGGCUUUCCUCGAACCGAGACACGGCACCUCGAUCAGUGGUUCGGUUGCCUGGCCUCGGCACUGGCAUAUGCACAUCAGGAACGAGUCAAGCAUGAGGACAUCAAACCUUCCAAUAUACUGAUCCGGGAUCAUCAGCCUUACCUCGCCGAUUUCGGUAGCGCGAAAGAUUUCUCCUUGAUGGAAGGCAGCACCUCGACAGACGAGUACAUUGUGGGCACACCAGUGUACUGGCCGCCUGAGCCACUACCACAGCGAGGACGGGCAGCUGACGUCUUUGCUCUGGGAUGUGUCUUCAGCGAAAUGCUCACCGUAAGGCAGCAUAAGUCGUUGCAAGAGUACCGUGAUACGCGCUAUCUCCCUCAUGUCGACAAUCCGUAUGCCUUUCGGACGAAUCUAGACGCAGUUUAUACCUGGCUCCAGGAACUUCCUGAUAAUGUCGGACCUCCGGAAGUCAGGUCUCUUCUGCUGGAGCAGACGAUGAACAUGUUGGCCGCAGACCCCACCCAGAGACCGGAAGCGCGUGUUGUCAAGCGAAAUUUCCGACACGAGCCAGAUGCAUUGUUUUGCCUCAGCUGUUCGUGA